UUAUACCAAUGAAUAUACUCUUUAUUAUUUCCUGUACGGCAGACGAUUACAGUGCACACGGAUCGUUUUAAUUAUUUAAAUAUGUGUUGGGCAAAUAAAGUUUGUUUUCUCAUCCCGUUGAAUUCGGCCGGCGUUGUUAUUGGUGUUGGGAAUAUUAUAUUUUCAACAAUCGUAACAAUUGCGACGAUGACGAUGAUUCUCAUACAAGAGUAUACCGUCCACCACGACGAGCAACAUAUUCUGCAGCAUCUGUUCAAGAUUGACAUGACGAAGGCAGUGAUCGAGAUAAUAAUAAUAAUAGCUCUGUUGAUUGGCACGCUCGGGAUACCUUUUUCUAUUUGCCUCCUUGUUGGAGUAAGGAAGAACAUUCCGAGCCUGGUCCUGUCGUACUUCGUUUAUGGGAUCAUUGUGACCAUUAUAUGUAUCCUGGCCGCGCUUCUAGAAGUCAUACAUAAUUUUUGGAUAAUCGCCGCUGUUAAGAUUAUUUUAGUUUUAAUCAACAUCCAUAUUUUGGUAGUGGUACACACUAUUUACGAACUGAUGAGCCGGGGUAAAAUAUUUAGAAGUAAUAAUCACAGCUUGCUGGAUGAAGAAGGUUUAUGGGACUCUAACAUGGACAAAUAAAUUGGUAGCCAGAGCCGUAAGACAUACCUACGGAUGGUUAAAAAAUAUGGUUUUAGUUACAUGAAGAAAUAAGAUAUAUGUAAGACUAGGCAAUAUGGUCGUAAGACUAUAGCCUGUCCUCUAAGGACGAAGAAAAAAAAUGAAGAAACAACACCAGAUUUCUAUUGUUUAAGGCUUUAUUAUAUAGACCUUAGGGAUUAUUUUUACCACGGGAGUAAUAGCAACUUUGGCCUUUAAGUGUUUAAAAUCAUGUUAACUUACUGAUCAUACGUUAAUAUGUGAUUAUGUUUAUGAUAAACGCUAUGAUAAAUGCUAUGACUUGUCAUGGGUUAAAGCAUGGUUACACCACUUUCCCAAAUCGAAAUAUUAAUGUAUUAAAGCUUGCAGAAGCCAAAAAAAAACAAAUUGUAAUAAUUUACUACAACAAAGUGACUAAAAAGGAUUGAUUAAAAAUUGUUAUCAAUUACCUCAUAUUAUCAUUAGUUAGAUGUAAGUAUCUCAGUUUGUUGUAUAAUUUCUGACCAGAUAGAACGACUGAUGGAUAUACUUAAAAAUGAAAUAAAGAUUACAUAGUAUAUA
Manduca sexta (tobacco hornworm) is the source of this 1203-nucleotide messenger RNA. RefSeq lists its product as uncharacterized. The record is from RefSeq and is a predicted model, not a curated record. The transcript is spliced from 5 exons. Lineage: Eukaryota; Metazoa; Arthropoda; Insecta; Lepidoptera; Sphingidae. The coding region runs from base 82 to 624 and encodes 180 amino acids.